Messenger RNA from Didymodactylos carnosus, 3168 nucleotides. NCBI's taxonomy places the organism in Eukaryota, Metazoa, Rotifera, Eurotatoria, Philodinida, Philodinidae. The record is from the annotation of a GenBank genome assembly.
AUGUCUGACGAAAGUGUGAUAAGAACUCGACCGAGUGUGUUUGAUGCACAAUUACAACUGGCAAAAUUGAAACCAAUUGGCGAAAAUCACCGUAUAUCAGAACACAGAUCAAGUAGACCAUCACUAACUUUUGACAUUCAUCCUCAUUCAUCGGACUUAAAUACACCGACAGCACCGGAAAAUGUUUUUAGUUCCACGGUUCGUGAAGCUGCUUUUCGUUUUCUCCAUCUAACUUCCAUUUCAAAUUCUGCUACUUCAUCCACACCAUCCAGACGUAAUUUGUACAGACACAUCACAGCACGUAUCAAUACAGGUUUACAUCAUGAUUCCUUAAUUGUUGAUCGUCGUCGUUUGCCUACUUAUCAGUUGAAACCAACAUAUAAAAUUAAUUAUGAUGAAUUAAAAUUAGAGUUGGAAAAUAGUGAACUAAAGCAGCAAGUAGAACGAAUGCAUUAUAAUCAAGCAAAUAUUCAAGCUCAAACAACAACUUUGAUUAAUUCAGUACGAACAAAAGUAAAAUCGUUUCUAACAGCAAACGAUGAAGAGCGAUAUAAAGUCAUUGUGCAAGCAAUCAUUUAUCAAAAUUCAAGUAAAAGUAUGACGUGUGCAUCAAGAUGUCUAUGGAAUAAAGAAACAGAUAAUUCGAUUACACUGAAAAUGUACGGUGUUGAUUGUGAACGUAUUCACAGUCAUAUUGCAUCUGCCAUCAUUCCAACAGGUUCAAUUGUUUCUGUUCCAGCGGUAGAUAAACUUUUUCCACAACAAAAAUCAAAAGGCAAAGAAGAAUGGGGUCUUUUUGCAUCCAUAUUAUUGAGAGCAUCGCUCACAAGUAGUCUGCUAACGUCACAGGAUUUAGAAAGAAAAGGAUUAUCUGUUGGUCAUCAUAUUAAAGGUUCUAAGGAACAAAGUAAUGUUGAAGCACACGUCCAUAAACAGCUACGAAGAGCACUAGAUCCAGAACCGUUGUAUGCGUCCGUUGUAAAAUCUACAACAACUCGCUCUGACUCGUUAUCUAACGCUGAACGUCGAGCCACGGGUUGUAUCAUCAAUGACGGUAUAAAAUACACAUCUGCUACUAACAUUAGGUCAAUUCAGUUAUCUGGAGAUAUUAACAAUGCCGUAACCACGUUAGCGAAAAUCACACCAGUUUUAAGGCCAAAUCAAGCACUUACGGAAGAACUGUCAUUGGUCGACGAAAACGGUUUAACACUAUCCACUGUUGUAGUAGCUCAACAGCCGGCUUUCAAUUUGACGAGUGGUGUUCCACUAAAUGAAUUAACAACCAGUCACAAAGUUUCAUCGUCAACAGUGGAAUUUGAACAGCUUUUAGAAACAAGAUCAAGUACAAAAUCUUCACUUGAUAUUCAGGGUAGUGGAAAAUUCUUAACAGUCACAUUCAAAGAACCGGUACAUGAUACGAUUGAGGUGGAAAAGAGAUCUCUAUCCAAAAAGUCACCACAAUCAUCAUUAUUUUAUACUCCAUUGACUGAAUUUUUCGUACCAGAUGAUUCUAUGCUAGAUAGAAUAGUUAUCCCACCACCACAAGAAUAUCAACCGGAUAUUGAUGAACUAGGAAGAAAAUAUAAUGAUCAAAUGGAACAAAAUACACUGUUAAAUGAACAAGUUCAUACAUUACAACAAUCAAAUGACGAGCAACGACGAUGUUAUGAUGAUUUAUUUAAUCUUUUACAAGAUUCUCAAAAGGCUCCUCAGCAACAUUUAACCAAUCUUUUACCACAAUUCGGACGAGAACAAAUUCGUGAUCUUGACGAUUUAAAUAAAACAUUGCAAAGUCGCUGUAUACAACUUGAAAAAGAAUUAUAUGAAAUAAGAGAGAAAAAUUCAGAUCAAAAUCAAGUAGACAUAUACGAACUUAAAAAUGAAAAUUAUUAUUUAAGAGAUUAUGUACAUCGUUUAAAUGCAGCGUUAAGCGACUAUCAAACACAACAUCUACCAAUUUCUUAUAAAAAAGAACUGGAAAAAGAGCGAAAGAAGUUAAUGCAAAUAGGAUUACCUAUGAAAGGACCGACUCCGAGUUGGCUGUUAAACCAGAAGUUUCUUGCUCCAUUAUUUUUGUGUUACGAUGAAAAACUAUAUGAAAAAGAUGAAUUUAUUAAAAAAUUACAGACUCAAUUAUAUGAUCUGUCUAAUCAAGUGAAAGUUAUUUCACAAGAAAAUUUGGUUAUGCAUGAAAAAUUAUCUAAAUCAACAAUAAACGAUGAAACUCAUCUAUCAGAUGUAGAUCAUAUUAAGCAACAAGCAUAUCUCGUACUGGAAGAAAAUAAAAUUUUACAAGAGCAACUUGACUUACAAACAAAUCAUUUAAGGGAUGUACAAAAAUCACAGAUACAGGAGGUGUCAAAAUUAACAAAACAUUUGUUGUUAGUCGAAAGUGAACGAACAGAAACAGAUAAAAACAUUGAAUAUGUGCGGUUGAAAAAUCAAUAUUUAACUCGACGAUAUGAACAAUUAAUGUUUGACAGUGAUCACCAUAUUAAUGUUGAAGAACAUAUCAAAGAAAUAAGCGAAAUGAAACGUUUAACAGAUGAAUUAAGUGAAAAACAUGCGUUAGAAAUGCAUUUAUUAUUGAAACGUGUUCAAGAUGCUGAAACAUCAAAAAAAGUUAGAACAUACAAAUUAACCGAUAGUAAAAGUGAAAAUGAACGAUUAAAAGGAGAAAUAAGAACAUUGGAAAAAGUUAAUAAGAAAUUUCAACUUCGAAUACAAAAUUUUGAAAAGAAAUUGGAAAUACAACAAAUUAAAGAACAAAAAGCAUUAGUACUAUUAGCAAAAGUAACGGAUGAAGUCGACCAAAUAAGACUUGAGCGUGAUACGUACCAUUCAAUGGUAAAAAUGAUAGAAGAAGACAUGAACACAAAUCAAACACGUAUCCUAGAUGAAUCAGUUAAAUUAGUAUUAUUAGACGAAAACUUAGAGACUUGCAAAGGAAAACCAACAGAAAAAGUGACUGAAGUACAAGAACAAAUGAAAAAGCAACAUGAAAACUUGAAACUUCGCAAUUUAGAACAGGAACAACGAAUUCAACAAUUAUCAUCGUUAUUAAAUGAGAAACAACUGUUAAUGGACAAUUUAUAUUCUGAGAAAAGAAAUUUAGAAGCUGAUUUAGAAACUGUAUGGCAAACAACGAUGACCGAUGUUUAUGUGUGA